Messenger RNA from Pieris macdunnoughi, 960 nucleotides. The record is from the annotation of a GenBank genome assembly. NCBI's taxonomy places the organism in Eukaryota, Metazoa, Arthropoda, Insecta, Lepidoptera, Pieridae.
AUGACCGACGAAUCUGUGCUGGGAACAAAAAGCCGAAUUUUGGAUUUAUUUUCAGACCUGAAUGAAGCAGAUUUACAAAAUAUUGAAUCAUGGAUUUCGUCUCAGAGUUACAAAAAAAGGUUAAAUAAAACAUGUGUUUCAGAUUUAGAAAUAAAAAAGUCUUUACAAAAAAAAGAGAAACAAUUAUCUAAGAUAGCAAAUAGCUUGAAAAAGAUAGUUCCAUUUAAAGCUGAAAUGCCCUCUGAAGUUAUUAUUCCACCUAUAGUUGGAGAUCAAGCUGAUUGUACUAAAGAAAAUACAUGUCAUGUUGAUGAGUUUCUUUAUGAUGACCAGGAAGUAGACAAAUUAGUUAAAUCAGGAAAGUUGUCACGGUUUUACUGCACAGAUUGCAUGUCUAGAGGUAUUAAUGAGCUGAUUUUUAUUUCACAUUCAAUGUCCAAACAAGCUCUCAUGUAUAUAUUUUAUGUACUCUUGCCUAAUGAUCUAGAAGAGAAGCAAAUUUUAGAUGUUGGCUCAAGAUUAGGAGCAGUUCUUUAUGGUGCUUAUUAUCUUUCAAAUGCAUCCUCAAUUGUUGGUGUAGAAAUGAAUAAAGAUUGUUGUGAGAUUCAAGAAAAAACGUUAAAGAAGUUCUCAAUGGAUCCAAACAAAAUAAAAAUAGUAAAUUCAGAUAUCUUAGAAAGAUGUGAUAUUGUUCAAAAUUCAAAUAUUAUAAUAAUAAAUGUAUUAGACUUUUUUGUGGACACAGAAAAACAUAAAGAAAUGUGGUAUUUCUUUAAGAAGUAUAUUAAAAAGGGAAGUUACCUAGUAUCAAAUAGAAGUAUGGAUGAAACUUUGAGUGCUUUGCAGAUGUCUGAAGACAUGAUGGAAUGGUUAACAAUUUGUAAACCAAAUCAACUUGAGCAUGAAAUUUUUUUUGAUGUAGAAGAUUAUAGUGAAUUAUUUUUAUACACAGUUAAUUAA